CUUCCGUGUUUACACACCGCGGAGAGGCGGCCGCUGGAAUAACACAAGUCAAACGUUCAGCAGCUGGGAAAGUGGUGGCGUAUAGGACACCGACUGAAUGGUAAAAGGGCUCCAAAAUUGACUUUUAUACCGGAAUGUUUACUCGAAGGGGUUAUGGAGACGUCAAGAAAUCUACACAGAAAGUUCUGGACCCAAAGAAGGAUGUUUUAACCCGCUUGAAGCAUCUCCGGUCACUCUUAGAUUUCACUGAAAGGCAAGAACUGAAGACGUUUUUCGAGACCAACUGCUCACAGAUUUUUUUUAUCUUCUAUGAAAAUUUUGUUACACUGGAAAGUAACUUGAAACAAAAAGGGAACAAAUCUCAGAGGGAGGAGCUGGACUCCAUCCUUUUUAUUUUUGAAAAAAUACUUCAACUGCUACCGGAGAAAAUCAACAGUCGAUGGCAGUUCCACAGUAUAGGUUCCAUACUAAAGAAACUUUUACACACUGCCAACUCUUUCAAGAUCCGCUGUGAGGGUAUGCGACUGUUCCUGCUGUGGCUACAGGCUCUGCAGACAAACUGUUCUGAAGAGCAAUUGCUUAUCUUUGCUUGCCUGGUGCCUGGUUUCCCUGCAGUUCACUCUUCCAGAGGUCCCUGCACAUUAGACACCAUCAUCUACAGCCCCUUCUCCAAUCCUCCUGAUGCCAAGAUUGUACCCGAGGAGAUUACCCCUCUGGUGCCUGCUGUUCCUGGGGAGAAAACAGUAGAUGACCAGACUUGCUACAUUCUGCAAACUGUGCUGAAGUUCAUGGUGAUCCAGGCAUCCAGUCUGGAAUGGCAAAAGAAAGACAAACAGGACUCAGGCUUCAGGUUUCUCUUUGCCCUCUUUAAGAAGUACUACCUUCCACACCUCUUUCCUUCUUUCCCCAAGCUCACAAACCUCUAUAAGCCACUGUUGGACCUCCCUGACCACAGACCCAAACCUCUGUAUGUUCCGGUAUCCCGCAACAACGAGAGCACAUUCUGCACACGCGACCAGUACCUGGCCCCCCGCGUAGCCUUUAUCACCUGGCUGGUCAGCUUCUUCCUGGAGAAGAAGUAUGUUAGCUCAGCUUCAACCAGCACUAAGAAUGGAGGGGAGGUUCUUCCCAAGAUCAUCCAGACGGUAACUGCAGGCAGUAGCAGUCAGGAGAAGAGUAGCGAAUCAGAGCCCAAUGGGCCGGCAGAACAGGAGAAAAACCACUCGAACAGCAGCACGCUGUCCGACCGCAGAGGCAGCAACUCCAGUCUGUGUAGCAUUGAGGAGGAGCACCGCUCCGUUUACGACAUGGUGCAAUGCAUUCUGCUCUCUACCCGAGACAAUGUCAACUUUGUCAACGAGGUCUUCCACCAGGCCUUCCUUUUGCCAUCCUGUGAGGCGUCGGCCACCCGUAAAGUGAUUAAAGUCUACAAGAAAUGGAUUCUGCAGGAAAGGCCCAGCUUUAUGACUGAGCCUGAUAAGGCUCAUGAUGAGGAGACAGAGGAAGUUCAGCCACCUGUUGAGAUUGACUGUACACACCACACGCAGGAGAUCCAUGGGCACAAGAGGUCAUCCAGCUGGGGGAGAACUUACUCCUUCAGCAGUGCCAUUAGCAGAGGCUCUCUGAUUGAGAAACAGAACCAUGAUGUGAAAGCUGGCAUUCAGCCUACACUUCAGGUCUUUCUGACAAACUCUUCAAACGUGUUCCUGUUGGAACCUUGUCACGAUGUGCACAAACUGCUUGAGAACCAAGUGGAGGUGUGCAGGGCCGUGCUCAGUAUCUACCGUCACAUAAUUAUGGAGCACAACAUGAACCGACAGACAUGGGAGCAGAUGCUGCAGGUACUGCUGAGAAUAACUGAAGCAGUCAUGAAGAGGUCACAGGAUGACCAACGAAAAGACACUUUUGCCCAGAGCCUGGCUAGUGUCCUAUUCAGAACCAUCAUUGUGGCAUGGGUGCGGGCCAAUCUUAGUGUGUUCAUCUCUCGUGAGCUUUGGGACGAUCUACUGGCAGUGCUGUCCUCUCUCAGCCACUGGGAGGAGCUGGUGAUCGAGUGGGCCAGCAUCAUGGACUCCCUGACCAUCGUGCUGGCCCGUUGCGUCUAUGGCCUCGAUCUCAACAACCUUCCACUUGACAAGCUCUCUGAGCAAAAAGAAAAGAAACAGCGGGGCCGAGGAGUGAUGCAGGAUUCUCAGAAAUCAUCAGUGGUAUCAAGGUCAUUCUCUCUGAGUUGGCGGAAUGCAGGAGAGCAAACUGGCACUCAGGAGCCCAUGCGCAUUCGCAGUGCCACCACCACCGGAGCCCCUGCUGUGGAGAAAGCUCGCAAUAACGUCCGACAGAAAGCAUCAGCUAAGCGAAGCCAGUCCAUCAGCAACUGUGUGCAUCUGUAUGAAGCUUUGCCGGCCACCAAGAGUGUGCCAAUGCUGCUGCACACUGUCAGCUCUUUCUUGCCUGGUAUCUCUCACAACUCUCAUUGCUCUCACAGACUCUCAGAUGUUGAAGAAUGUCAGAUAACUGAAUGUGGAGGAGAAGGAGAGAUGGGAGAAGGAGACAGUCCCCUCCCUCGUAGCAGUAGCACCUCAGAUAUUACCCAACAACUCACAGAAUGCUUUGCAGGUCAAAACAAGGAGGAUUCUCCAAGUGCAAGCUAUUCUGAUGGGAAAUCCUGGGUAGGUGACAACAGCUCAGUAAGCAAGCGGGAAACACCCACGAUUCUGGUUCGGCGGAGCAGCAGUCCGGGAGAUAUCGACUACCCAGGAGAAGCCGGGUCUGUGAAUGCAAGAACAAAGAUCCGGGAGAAAAGUGAGAGUGUGAGCAGCGAAACCUCAAACUACCUCAGCGACGCUGACGUAAAUCUCCUGACAUGGCAGGCUGUAGAGGAGGAACAAGACUCUUCCUCAGCCAAUGAUGUCAGUGUGAGCGUUAACAUGGGAAUGACCACUGAUACAGAGAGCCAGAGGAGUCUACUGCUGAGUCAGAGUGAGGCACUGGCAGGUUCUGAGUGUGUCCACUCGUUCCACUCUGCCCCUCUGUCCCCAUGUCCCCCCGUUUCUCCCACCCUGCUCCUGCCCCAGGGCUACGGUGACGGCCCUCAGCUCCUGGAGGACGCCAUACAUAUGCCUCAUGAUCUGGACAGCAGCGAGUUUCUGGCUGAUGACCACAGCAUCAUUGCCGGUGGCUGUUUGACUGGCUGGCAUGCUGACUCUGCCUUUGUACUCUGGAGGAGAAUUCUGGGAAUCCUGGGGGAUGUUAACAACAUCCGGUGCCCUCGAAUCCAUGCCAAGGUCUUCAGCUACCUGUAUGAGCUCUGGCACAAGUUGGCCAAGAUAAGAGAUAACCUGGGGAUCAAUGUGGAUAACCAGUCAGCUGUGCCCAAAACUUUGUUCAUUCCCCCGCUUCGAAUGUUAGCUUCCUGGCUCUUCAAGGCCACUAUGCUGCCUGCUGAGUUUAAGAGUGGGAAACUGCAGUCUUAUAGGCUGAUCUGUGAGAUGAUGACUAAACAUCAGGAUGUUCUACCCAACGCUGACUUUCUUGUACAUCUCUACCAUGUGAUGCACAAGGGCUUCACCAGUGAUGACCAGGAUGUGCUGAACACAAUGAUCAGGUGGUGCUCGCCACGCUUCUUCUUCCUUGGUAUGCCUGGCUUCACCAUGUUGGUCAGGGACUACAUCACUGCUGCUGCUCGUGUCCUCAACUCAGACAACACUGAGUCUCCAAGGAUUGAAGCUCAAACAGUGCUCGGCUCUCUGGUCUGCUUCCCCAACCUGUACGAGCAGAUGCCUUCACUGCAGUCUGCACCAAAGUCUCAAGAUAUUAUUGUUGGCAAGGACGACUUGAAGGACUACCUUGUAAACAUCCUGCUGAAGACGGCACGUAGUGAGCCAAAUGAAGGAGCCAGGUGUGUUGCUAUCUGCAGUCUGGGUCUCUGGGUGUGUGAGGAACUGGGGCAGCAAAAGAUACACCAUCAAGUAAAUGAUGCCAUUAAUGUACUUGGUGUCACUUUAAAGUUUGGCAAUAAGGUUGUGGCCCAUGUCGCCUGUGACAUCUUUCAGCUGCUGAUCUGUCACUGGCAGCACCUGCAGAAACUGGAGCAGUCUCUUCCUAAAAGAAUAAUUGAAAUCUUUGUAGCAACGAUAGCUUUCCUUCUGCCUAGUGCUGAGCAUUCAACAGUAGAGGCAGAUAAAAAGUUAAUGGUAUCCUUGCUGCUCUGCCUGCUUGACUGGUGCAUGACUGUCCCACUGUCCAUCUUACUGGAGCCUAUCACCAUGCCUAUGCUGGAUGAUCCUGCCUCUCACAAAACACCUCUGUUGGACUACAUAUACCGGGUGCUCCACUGUUGUGUAUCCGGCUCUAACCUGCACACUCAGCAGAGCCACUACCUCCUGAGUCUGGCAGAUUUGUCUACAGACUAUGACCCCUUCCUGACACUAGGCCAGGUCAAAAACUCUGAGCCCCCUCCUAUGCACAAUAGCACAGGGGAAUUUGGCAACCUUCUCACAGUGGCUGAGGAAAAGAAGCGAAGGAACAUGGAGUUGAUUCCUCUGACAGCUAGAAUGAUAAUGACGCACCUCGUCAACCAUUUGGGGCACCAACCCCUCAGCGGUGGACCUGCACUACUGCACAGCAUGGUUAAUGAAAAUCAUGACAACCCCUAUGUGGAGUCAUCUGAACUCUCCUCAGAGGUCUUCAAGAGCCCCAACCUUCAGCUUUUUGUCUUCAACGACAGCACACUUGUUUCUUACCUGCAGAUUCCUGCCGAUCCAAUGUCUGUCUCAAGCACAAACUCCAAAGAGAACUCAUCUGAGGUGCGAGUGAUUGUGCGGGACAUAUCUGGGAAGUACUCGUGGGAUGGCGGUGUCCUUUACAAGACUUUAGACAGAUCAAAUUUGCACUGUAGUAGCACCGUGGAUGAGCCUUCACACCUCCACAAUAACAAUUCAUCCACUUCCUCCAAGCAGACCUCAUCUCAGGCCAGUAGAUGUCCAUCAGAGCUGGAGGUUGAGGAUAGUCUGGAUGUGUUGGACCAGCUGCUGGAGGAGUUGGGCCACAGCAGUCCAGAGUGCCUGCCUCAGCCUCAGCAGAGACUCACACAACCAGCUCCAGCACCUGUGGGCAUGAACCCAGAGACAGAGGGUGCCAUCAUGGAGGCUAUUCACAGACAAGCACAGCAAGAAGAGGAGGAGCUCAACUGCAGACGAAAUGAAGACCCCAGUGUCAGAGCAGUCAGUCAGAAGGAGCCCAUACACCAGGAGCCCAAAGCACCAUUCUAUUUCUGCCGCCUUUUGCUAAAUGAGCUUGGCAUGAACUCCUGGGACCGCAGAAAAAGCUUUCAUCUGCUGAAGAAGAACUCAAAGCUCUUAAGAGAACUGAAGAAUUUGGAUUCGAGGCAGUGUCGAGAGACACACAAAAUUGCUGUGUUCUACAUUGGUGAAGGCCAGGAGGAUAAGUGCUCUAUAUUGUCCAAUACUGAGGGAAGCCAAGCGUAUGAGGACUUUGUCUCUGGGCUUGGAUGGGAGGUGGACCUGGCUACUCACUGUGGGUUUAUGGGAGGCUUGCAGAGGAAUGGCAGCACAGGAAACACUGCACCAUACUACGCUACCUCAAACGUGGAGGUCAUCUUUCAUGUGUCCACACGUAUGCCCUCUGACUCAGAUGACUCUAUAACUAAAAAGCUUCGUCAUCUGGGAAAUGAUGAAGUGCACAUUGUGUGGUCCGAGCACACAAGGGACUACCGGCGGGGCAUCAUCCCUACUGACUUUGGGGAUGUACUCAUCAUCAUCUACCCAAUGAAGAACCACAUGUUCUUUAUUCAGAUCAUGAAAAAACCACAGGUCCCUUUCUUUGGCCCACUUUUUGAUGGGGCAAUAGUUACAGGAACGCUGCUGCCGAGUCUCGUACGGUCCACAUGCAUCAAUGCCAGCAGGGCGGUGAAGUCUCGACUGACACUCUACCAGAGCUUCUAUGAGGAGCGAGCUCUCUAUCUGGAGGCCAUCAUUAUGAACCACAAGGAAAGUCUGACAUUUGAGGAUUUUGCUGCCCAAGUCUUCUCACCCUCCCCUACCUACUACCCAAUAAGUGGGACAGCGGGCAGGAGAUGGCCAGGCAUGGUUUGGGACAUGGAGUGCUCUUGGGCUAAACUGGAGUGCUCCCUCACUGGCAGCACGAGCGCUGAGCUAAGCGUUACUGUGACAACCAGCGAGUCCACUGAGCAAGCUUCACCCACAAUGCCACGUGCCACCAAGAGCCGGGUUUCAGGAAAACUCCGGCGCUCGGCCAGCGCCAUCAGCAAGUCCUCCAACUGAGCUUUGCUUUUUACAAAUAAGCACUUCGUCAACUCUCUUCAGACUGCAGAGAACUUAAAACUGUGCUCUUUGUGUGCGCAUGUGUAUGGCUGUGGGUAGUGUUGUUAUUGUCACUUUUAACUGGAAAUUUCUUUUUUGUUUAGUUUCGGUAGCACUGUGAGAUGCGACAGUGUCACAUUAGUGCAAUGCUUCUCAAUGUUUGAGCUCUCCCACAGAGUGGCAUCUGGGUAUGGGGUCCCAUUUUUGCUGGAGUAAAUGUUAAACAGACUGAUUGAAUGUUGACCAUAAUGCACAUAACAUAAACUUACAAACAAAAGUUUGUAACAUUGUCGUUCUUCAGACUGAUUUUCGUGAAACUUCUGUGUUAUGAUUAUAGACAAUACCGUAUGUGAAUCUUAUUUCCCCUGCAGUUCCUGUCUUAAACACUGAAAAGUUAAGAAAUUAUAAAGCCAUUAAGAGGAGGAUAGUGAAUGUGUGCAGUGCACUUUAUCUUUUUUGGUUCUUCACUGACCAUUCGCUCCUUUUCUUUAGAAGGAAAAAAGGGACAUUGUCAUAGGUGUUUAAAUGCAGUCUGUCAUGCUAAAGAGACCCUUGAUAUGAGCUACAUCAAAUUUUCAUAUCUCAACAAAUUUUCAUAUCUCAACAAAAUUCUUUAUACUUUUGUGAAAAUGGCCUAUUUUAUCUGAUCAGACAGCUUGUGUGGUCUUUUUAUUAUGGGAUGACUUGGAAUUAUUUUUUUUUGUUUGCUUGUUUUAUUUUUGUUUGCUUGUUUUUGCUAUCAUGUACUUUUUAAAUUAUUGGUAUAACAAUUUUAUGUCUGAUUUAUGUAAUCAUGGUGAUCUGCAACUAUUAUUGUGUCUGUACAUGUGUAUUUGUUCUAAUGACUCUGUUCAUGAUUUAUAAAUUAAAUCCUGGUUUGGUCCUGUAAUGCUACUUUAACAUUCCAAUAUUUCAUACAGGGGUGUUCAUUUUUCACAGGUGGUGUUUGUUGCUUUUCUUUCAUUCUUUCUUUCUUUCUUUCUUUCUCUUACAUAUUUUUUAGAAUUUUUACUUGCUAUUUUUUUUUUUUGGUUGGUUGGUUCAUAUUGUAUAUACAGCAUAAUCUCCACCAUCAGAAUUAUGAUCUAUAUCUGACAGCAUGCUAAAUUGCCACCGGAGCCUCAGGUGAAUCUUAACUCCAUGCACUGGUGUGUGUGUCUGUGUGUGUGUCUUUGUGUGUGUGUCUGUGUGUGUGUAGGUGGGGAGUUUGGAGACUUUUUCAAGCUAACACUGUGCCUGUGUAAAUUCUUUCAUAUAUUCACUCACUACAAGCUGCAGUCAGUCGCAUUUUCUCACCUCACUGUUCUGAAACCUUUUGUCUUUCCUGUUCUGGGAGAGGUUGUUAAGCGUGACUCUUCUCUAUAGCUGCAGAGCAAAGGGGUUUCUGGGCUCAUCCCAUACAUUUCACUGCUUUGUAAGAGCUGCUUUCUUCUGAUGGGAUCCUGAAUGGCAGUCCUCCUCCACCUGCUCUGCUUCAUUCCCCUGUGCCACUCUGAGUUCCCUUUACCAUACCAGCGGGGAAAUAGGACACAUGGCAGCAUUUACUCUCACACACACACACUUUUCUUUCUUUAUUUCCACACCACCAAAUAUCCUCCUACCCUCUGUUCCCCCUAGUGUCCUAGCCAAGUUGCCAUGGAGGCCAGGUGUUAGUCUGUAAACCCCGCCCAAGCUGCAGCAGGACACAUGCUGCACUAUUUUGCCUUAUCUAUACACCUUUCUAUUGUUUGCUUUACCCUGUUGUUCGGAGAUUUUUUCCCUCCUACAAGCACUGAUAAGGAACAUAGGAGAUCUUUAAUCUUGAUGAAGAAAACUGAGGAAUGUAUACAGACCACAACCCUAUUCCAAGUCUCACACACACUUGGCCAUUCAAAACUUCUCUGAACUAUGAGCGCUGCAUCGUGUGAUGAGCUUUAUAGCGCGCACACUCCUCUUUCCUCUAGGUUUGGUAUGGUUACUGUGUAGGCUUCACUGGUGUUUGGUUUUAAGGUGCUGAUGUGGUUUGUGCCAGGGAUCUGUCCUACUAAAACUGGCCUAAUUUAAGUGAAGUGUCACCUGUGUUUAUGCUACAUUUAGUUGUUGUUCUUGUACAUUGUGUCCUUUGUGAGGGCUCCAAAUCCUGAAGGAUAGAAAUUUAUUAAUGCCUGUAAUAUAAUCUUUGUAAAAGACAUUAAAAAAAAAUCUUGAAGAUUUCAUCAAGACUUGGUAACAUAUCAGACUGUUUUUAAUGGAAAAAUAAUCAUUCUAUCUUUACGAGGAAAGUGAAAUCAGAACAUUUCAUUAAAUCAGAAUGAGUUUUAAAAA
Tachysurus vachellii is the source of this 8645-nucleotide messenger RNA. It is a transcript of the gene ralgapa2, whose product is annotated as Ral GTPase activating protein catalytic subunit alpha 2. Gene Ontology annotation, biological process: regulation of small GTPase mediated signal transduction; positive regulation of GTPase activity. Gene Ontology annotation, molecular function: GTPase activator activity. Gene Ontology annotation, cellular component: cytoplasm; nucleus. The coding region runs from base 135 to 6302 and encodes 2055 amino acids. The record is from RefSeq and is a predicted model, not a curated record. The transcript has 42 exons. NCBI's taxonomy places the organism in Eukaryota, Metazoa, Chordata, Actinopteri, Siluriformes, Bagridae.